Glossina fuscipes is the source of this 1173-nucleotide messenger RNA. RefSeq lists its product as uncharacterized. The transcript has 3 exons. NCBI's taxonomy places the organism in Eukaryota, Metazoa, Arthropoda, Insecta, Diptera, Glossinidae. The coding region runs from base 319 to 945 and encodes 208 amino acids. The record is from RefSeq and is a predicted model, not a curated record.
UUUUAUUUAUGUCAAGUCCAAAGCGGUCGAUUUACAUCAAACGUUAAAUAAGAUUUGCUCAUACAUGUGCACAUAUAUAGAUAUUUAAAAACAUAUAUAUGCGUAUAGUAUAUAUGACAUAUAGCAAGACGAAAAAUAUUAACUGAAACUAUAUAUAUAUAAAAAUAAAAGAGACGUCUAAGUGUGCUUAUGUUUAUGUUUUCGAGUGCAAAGUAAAAGCCACGAAAUUUUGCUUUCUGUCUUUAAUAUAAAAAAAUAAAUAAAUAAAAAAAACAAGAAACUCCUAGAAAAUAAGCAACAAUAAAAAGGAGGAUAACAAUGUUGCAUUUAAACCAAUUUUGUGCACUUUUAUUAAAUUUAAUUUUUGUGUUAAUUUCAACACCAGACAUAAUAGGAAUUGAGGCUGCAGAUGAUAAAAAAGGCAAUUCACCGAAACCGCUAUCCGUUGUCACCGAUAGCAAACAAUCCGUUGAUUUCGAUUACGACGAUGACGAUGAUACGUCGAGCGGCGUGAAAACGCCAAAAUCAACAAUUAUUCCGUAUUUUGAGCACAAUGUGAAGACCGUCUAUCUAACCGGAGAGGAUAAUGUUACCCUUGCUUGCUUACCCAAAAAUUUUAAUGACAGUCAGCAUAUAAUCCUGUGGUACAAGGACGAAUCUCCAAUAACGAACGGCAAUACUAUUGUAAGUGUUGGCUACGAAAUCGAUAAUAAAUCUCGUUUAACCAUUUUGAACUACAAUAAAGAAUCAUCCGGUAAUUUUUCUUGUGCGAUUAUGCCAAGCGAUGUGCGUCAAUAUUUUGUUUUUAAGCCACAAAGUGAAACACCAGAGAAUAUCGUAGAAAAAACCAACGGAGGUGACACUAAACAGAUCAGUCAGAUAGCAAUCAAAUUGAUAGCUUUUCUGACUGCAAUUAAACAUUAUUAUGGAAUUGAAAAAUUUUAAAUAAACAUUAUCAUAAGGUACAGAAAAACAGCACACGAAAACUAAAUGAACAAAAGAAAGACAGACAAGUAAAAGAAUUGAAAUGAUUUCGGUUAGCGGUAAAGUGCGUUAAGUAAGUAAUUUUUAAAUGCGAUAAUUUUGGCAUUGAAGACAAGAAAACUUGAAAUUGUUAAGAAAUUUUCAAAUUUUCAAAAUUGUUUUAUUUUUAUUUUUUUAACUUACAUAAAU